This is a messenger RNA of Beta vulgaris subsp. vulgaris (sugar beet), 1540 nucleotides long. RefSeq names its product transcription factor BIM2. Bases 204 to 1127 code for a protein of 307 amino acids. Gene Ontology annotation, molecular function: DNA-binding transcription factor activity; protein dimerization activity. The record is from RefSeq and is a predicted model, not a curated record. Gene Ontology annotation, biological process: DNA-templated transcription. Lineage: Eukaryota; Viridiplantae; Streptophyta; Magnoliopsida; Caryophyllales; Amaranthaceae. The transcript has 7 exons.
UAUUCCCACUCAAUAAAACGAAAAACAAAACAAAAAUUGAAGAAAUGUUUUUCCUUCACCACCUACGCGCACUUUAGCAGUUCCGCCUUUCUCUCUCCUCUCCGUCUAGUUUCUACUUUCUAGGGCACCAUUUUCGUCUAAUCCGCCAUUACUGUAAUCCUCCAAGCUUUCUCUUUCCUCUUUUCUUCUUUCUCUCUCUAAAAAUGGUGAGAACUGUAAAAUCUCAUCAUCAAGAAGAAGAAGACGAAGACGCCGAAGAUGUAGCUGCUGGUACUGACACCUCUUCUCACCGAGCAGAAGGGAAAAGUGCGGAGCAGAAACCUAACAGUUAUAGGUCUAAACAUUCUGAGACUGAGCAGCGUCGGAGAAGUAAAAUUAAUGAGAGGUUCCAGAUAUUGAGAGAUUUGAUACCUCCAAAUGAUCAGAAGAGGGACAAGGCGUCGCUGUUGCUAGAGGUUAUAGAGUACGUCCAAUUUCUACAAGAGAAGUUACAAGUGUAUGAAGGGUCAUAUCAGCAACAAGUAUGGUCUCAAGAGGCCACUAAAUUAAUACCAUGGAGAGCGAAUCAUGGGCCAGUAGACAACUUUGCCAAUCAUUCUCAAGCCUUGAAAAAUGGAUUUCUGGAAGAGAAUACUGCAGUUCAAUCCAUGACAACCAUGCAAGGCUCAGUGGAAUCAGACUUCAGUGCGGAAUUAGCCUACAGAGAUCACCCUGUUGGGUCGGUGAACCCCAUUGCUCCCUUCAACGUUCCAUUGCAACCAUGUAUUCAUCCUCCUAGUAGAGGUAUCCUGCCUAUUGAGAACCCUGCUUCCCAUCCCCAUGGAUCAUCUUCUGCUGAGGGUGCUGUGCUAGGAACUGAAGACAGGACAUAUGAAAGGGGCUCAAGUAGUGUUUCUGAUGUGUAUUCUCAAGGGCUACUUAAGAAACUUACCCAGGCUUUACAAACAUCUGGGGUGGACCUGUCACAGGCCGACAUUUCAGUUCAACUUGAUGUUGGCAAGGGAGAACCAACUCUAGAGGAUGUUGAUAAUCGAUCUUCAAACAAUCAUCCCAUGCCACACACUCUGGAGGUAAGUGCGAAGGAGCCUUAUCAAGCUGCCAAGAGAUUCAGGAUUGGAGAAAGCUAGUUAUAUUUCAAUAGUCAUUUAGGUUCUUUUCUACUGUGUGAUUAUGUUUGGAGAUCCGGCUCUUCUUUUUAGUGUUCAUUUGCCCUUUUUUGGCCAAGGGCAAAGAACCAAAUCGAGUUUAGAGAAGAGAUUUUGAGUCUAUUUUAACCACAUUGAUCCCAACCACCUGAUUGUAGAUCUCAUUGUACAUGUUCUUUUGUGGUAUGGGUUCUAAAACGAUGCUAAUUAUUAGUAUUUUUGGCUUGUAAAUCUUUCGCAUUCCCACAAUGCUUAUAAACAUGAUUUUUCGGCUUUGAUUUUUUUUUAAAAUGCUAGGUGUUCGAUGUAAUAUGGGUACAAAGUGCCAUUAUGUUUAGAUGAUGGAUUUUCUAAUGGUAUUAUGGCUGGUUUUUCAGCUGCUACCUUCACUUCAA